AUGCGCUCUCGCAUUGUCUGUAGCUUGAUCGCCGUCACUUCGCUCUUGAGCGGUGCAGCGGCUGGGCCUUGUAAGCCUUCAAGAACUCUCACGCUGCCUACUUCUGCUCCUGAGGAUUCCAGUUCAAGCACUUCCGAAGUUACCUCGUCAAUCGUUGUUGAUACUGCCUUGUCGCUAACGCUGGACACAAUACUAUCAAGUGUUACCGACGAUGCUUCUCUAUCAACUGCGUCUGAAUACGUCAUCACCUCGACCGAUAUUUCCUUGUCAAUGUUAACUGAUGAUGCUUUGUCAUUCACGACUGAUACUUCAAAGAUAUGGACAUCAACCACCGGGACUGCUGCAUUGACUACUGAGACCACGAGCUCCAUCGAAACCUCAUCAAGCACUGGUGAAUCUUCUACUACCAUCAGCGAAGCGAUAACGACCACGGAAAUCUCUACAAUGGCUACCGAAGCCAUUACAACGACUACACAAGCAACCACCACAAAUGGCGCACCCUCAGUCAUACCUACAUUUUCUCUUCAAGCUGCCGACUCAGCCGGCAAAGCGUUAACGGGCUCUUCUUUCUCCAAUAUCUACCUUACUGCGGAGUCGAACAGUUUCUAUGAGACAGGCGACUUUCACAUUGAGACAUCUACGAACCGUCUCAUGGUUGGCGACAAGUACGCUUCAGUUAGUACAUCAAGGUCAAACAUCCUCGCGGCUCGAACCGCCACCAGCGUCACCACAAACAACUACCUCUUUAUUUCAUGCACUCCGCCUGUUCAGUUCGGACAGAAGCUAGAAUGUGUUGUUGAGGGCACAUCCAGGACCUUGUUUUUUGUCUCAUCGUCCGAGGAAAUACUUGCAUAUAUAUACCUAGUUGCACCAGAAAACCCUUUAGGUACCACCGUUACUGCUUUGAGCCUAAUUGUGGUUGAGGUUUAA
Messenger RNA from Fusarium venenatum, 930 nucleotides. The record is from RefSeq and is a predicted model, not a curated record. NCBI's taxonomy places the organism in Eukaryota, Fungi, Ascomycota, Sordariomycetes, Hypocreales, Nectriaceae.